Messenger RNA from Boeremia exigua, 2624 nucleotides. RefSeq names its product kinase-like protein. Gene Ontology annotation, molecular function: ATP binding; protein kinase activity. Gene Ontology annotation, biological process: protein phosphorylation. The record is from RefSeq and is a predicted model, not a curated record. The coding region runs from base 389 to 2512 and encodes 707 amino acids. The transcript has 2 exons. Lineage: Eukaryota; Fungi; Ascomycota; Dothideomycetes; Pleosporales; Didymellaceae.
AUAGCUUGCUUCCAGACUAGGAACCCUAGCUUCGCCCGUUCCGGAUCCUGUCCGAGGACCAACCACAACAACAACAAUAAGAUCGCAAGAUAACAACAAACGCUCCCACGGUCAUGCUUCAGAAGUGCAACGACAGCGAAGCAGUUCGCUCCCUCUGCUGCUACUGUCUGUGGGCGAUUGAUUGAAGCAUCACCAGAAGAUUCGAGAGCUAUCCGUUGCCCCGCUUACGUCAAUCACGACUUCCUACGAACAAAAGCAGACUUGUCAAACGGUCCAAAUUGAUUUGCGCUUGAAUUCGGCAUAUCUGGCAGCCUUGCGCUGACAGUGAGGCUCUGCGUUGUCCCGAGGAAAAGUGGAGGUGGUGGAGCACAACACUCGAGCUCCAUCCAUGGAUGAUCGCGAACGACAGAGGAGCAUGUCGCUCAUACCUUACCUGCCAGCAGAAUCGCGGGAAAUUGUUCUGCGUCAUGGUUCAGCGGUCGUGGUUUAUGAUCAGCGCUCCAAGCAGCUCUCCCUCCGCGAUGCUUCCAAGUCAACCGCGCUAGACGAAACGUCCUGCCCAUACUGCCACCGAGCUUACCGUGAGCCCUCGCCCCACGAUACCGACGAUGACGAGCGUCCACAUUCGCCAGGCGAACCUGGUAUGGACCAUGGAUUCGUCAACCCAGGGUACUUCCAGAUGCUGCGUGGCAGCCAGCCCAGCUCCACGGCAGGCUCACGGCCAUCUUCGCCACAUAAACAGCUAGAGCCUGCGAUACCGCGAGGAUCUUUUAGUGGAUUCCGUGCGCCGGAAGGAGCGGAGUUCGUGGGUAGCACGCCUAUUCCUCCAAAGAACCAAGGCAUUUCUGCGAGGGCGUUUAGCCCAAACUACUUCAAGACAUUCUUUGUCGAAGAGAGGGAACUCGGACGAGGAGGCAAAGGUGUUGUACUUCUUGUACAGCAUGUUUUAGACGGCGUGCAGCUAGGCAAGUUCGCCUGCAAGAGAGUGCCUGUUGGAGACGACCAUGAGUGGCUCGAGAAGGUCCUAAUCGAAGUGCAGCUGCUACAAAACCUAUCGCAUCAAAACCUCGUUUCAUAUCGACAUGUCUGGCUCGAGGACUACCAAAUCAACACGUUCGGCCCAAGUGUACCUUGCGCAUUCAUCCUGCAGCAAUACUGCGAUGGUGGAGACCUACAUGGCUACAUCUUGGAUUCUGCGAGAACAACAAUCACGAAAGAUCAGAUGAAAGAACGCCUAAGGCGAAGAUCGAAAGGGCAGAUGGAGGAAGCGGAGGCUCCGCUCGGGCCGCGGCGCAUGCCCUUUGAAGAAAUCAUCUCUUUCUUCAAGGACAUUACCUCCGGAUUGAACCAUCUGCACACCAAUGGCUACAUACAUCGGGACUUGAAACCCAGCAACUGUCUCCUGCAUCGCGAUAAGUACGGCAUGAAAGUCCUGGUCAGCGACUUUGGCGAGGUACAAUCAGCGAAUGCUGCCAGAAACUCGUCUGGUGCCACAGGCACCAUCUCAUAUUGUGCACCUGAGGUCCUUAAGCAGGAACGACCAGGCGGACCGUAUGGCAACUUCACUACCAAGUCAGACAUCUUCUCUCUUGGCAUGAUCGUCUACUUCAUGUGCUUUGCGCGCUUACCAUAUCUAAACGCGGACGGCAUCGACGAAGAUAAUGAAGACCUGGAUCAGCUGCGUGCUGAGAUAUCCGCGUGGGCAGGAAUUGACGAUGAGCAGCGUAUACGGUCUGACCUGCCCGAGAAAUUGUACAAAUCACUCAAGCGUCUGCUCGCUCUAAACCCUGAUGAGCGUCCAGCGACUGAGGAGAUUCUCCAUGUGCUCAAAUCACCCUCCGUCUUCGAUGAGUUCAAUGCCUACGCUGGCCCUGCGGGUAUGGACGAUUUCAGCCCUCGUAUAUCUCGCGCCGAUACUCCAAGCCCCGGGCCGCAGUUGGCCAGGAAACAAAGCUCCGCACACCAAUAUACACGGCCUGGGCGCUCGAACCUAGGUGCGUCGGUCAUGGAGCGCUCGCCAAGUCCGCCACCCACCCUUGCUUCACGCAGAGCAAGUUCAGAGGACGCGGUACUGAUCUUGAGGACCAAGAAACUGGAGUUUCCUCCCCCAGAAGUGGUCAGAACGCCCUCUCCCCACAGACUCAUGCUCCCACCUCCACCAGCUGGGCGGCAGAGUUGGAUCAUGAGGUGUCGACGCCGCGCGACCACCAUCAUGCAAUACCCAAUCACAGCAAGUAUGAUUAGAGUGGCUCUCUUUCUCUUGAAGGCAGCCAGCUUGUUUGGACCUUGCCAGCCGUUCGCGGCAGAACCAUGGGCGGCGUACUCAUUGCUUGGUUUGGCCUCCCUUGACUUCCUAUACCCGCAUGUUAUUUUGCUGCCGCAAACUCAGCGCUGGUACAGUGGAGGCCUGGUGGGGAGUGUCGCAUUGAUGUUGGUGCAUGUGGCGGUUGUAUCGGUGCUUUGGGAGAAGGGUCGACUGUGUGCGAGAAGCAUCACGUGGGAUGGGUUCUGAGUAAGGCAGGCCGGCCAAAGAUGCGGCACCGUGAGAGAUAGACUUAAAGUUAGUGCUGAAUAAUAUCCUCCAUAGCCUUUCCCGAAGAUCACGGUUCGAUCAUGGCGAACUG